UUUUUAGAGAGAGAGAGAAAUAGGAGAGAUCUGAAAUAUUAUUAAUAUUAUUAUUAUUAUGGGUAGUGUUGGAAAUGACGAUAAUAUUAUGAUGGAGGAGGUUGUCGCCGGAAAUAGUGGCGGAAAAGUGAUAAGUUGCCGAGCUGCGGUGGCGUGGGGGCCGGGACAGCCACUGUCGGUUGAAGAAAUCCUGGUUCAACCGCCUCACAGAAUGGAAGUUCGAAUUAGGAUUCUUUUUACUUCCAUUUGUCAUACUGAUCUUACUGUUUGGAAAGGCCUGAACGAAGCGCAAAGAGUUUAUCCACGUAUUUUCGGUCACGAAUCAGCCGGAAUUGUAGAGAGCUUAGGGGAAGGGGUGAUGGACUUUGAAGUGGGAGAUCACGUGGUUCCAAUAUUUAACGGUGAAUGUGGAGAUUGCGUUUACUGCAUCCGCAGAGACACAAAUUUAUGCGAGAAAUUUCGAGUGAACCCUCUCAAGAGCGUGAUGACAACAGAUGGAAAGUGUCGGUUUUCCACAAAAGAUGGAAAACCCAUUUUUCAUUUCCUCAACACUUCAACCUUUAGCGAGUACACGGUAUUGGACUCAGCUUGUCUAGUCAAGAUUCACCCCAAUGCCCCACUCAAGAAAAUGACUCUGCUCAGCUGUGGUGUUUCCACAGGUCUCGGUGCUGCGUGGAACACUGCAAACGUCACUGAAGGUGCAACUGUCGCUAUUUUUGGCUUAGGUGCUGUCGGUCUAGCUGUUGCGGAAGGAGCUCGAGUUAGAGGAGCAUCUAAGAUUAUCGGAGUCGAUGUAAACCCAACUAAAGCUGUCAAAGGCAAAAGAAUUGGGAUCACUGAUUUUAUCAAUCCAAAUGAUCUGGGCCACAUAUCGGUUGAUGAGAAAAUAAAAGAGAUGACCGGAGGUGGAGUUGAUUUCAGCUUUGAGUGUGCCGGAAACUUGGACGUGCUCCGGCAAGCCUUCCUCUCCACCCAUGAUGGUUGGGGAUUAACUAUAGUUUUGGGAAUUCAUCCAUCACCAAGAUUGCUUCCUCUUCAUCCAAUGGAAUUGUUUGAUGGCCGUCGGAUUGUAGCAUCAAUCUUUGGAGAUUUCAAAGGGAAAACUCAACUGCCUAUUUUAGCACAACAAUGCAUGAAUGGGGAGGUGAAAUUGGAUGAGUUCAUAACUCACGAGCUUCCAUUCAACAAGAUUAAUGAAGCUUUCCAGUUGUUGAUUGAUGGAGAGUGCUUGAGGUGUCUUCUUUAUCUUUAAUUAAAUUAUUAUUAAUAAUUUAUUUUGUGG
This is a messenger RNA of Impatiens glandulifera, 1282 nucleotides long. Its product is annotated as alcohol dehydrogenase-like 4. The record is from RefSeq and is a predicted model, not a curated record. Gene Ontology annotation, biological process: formaldehyde catabolic process. The coding region runs from base 59 to 1252 and encodes 397 amino acids. Gene Ontology annotation, molecular function: zinc ion binding; S-(hydroxymethyl)glutathione dehydrogenase [NAD(P)+] activity. Lineage: Eukaryota; Viridiplantae; Streptophyta; Magnoliopsida; Ericales; Balsaminaceae. The transcript has 9 exons. Gene Ontology annotation, cellular component: cytosol.